AUGAACCAAUUACUACACUCUUCUCUUCUCAAUCAAUUGAAGCAGAGAAAGAUAGUAACUCAAAAAGACGAUCCAAAUGAUGACGAGAUCAUGGUUUCUUUUGCUAAUUUGGAAUUCGACCCAGAAGAGGAAAAUGUACCUGAUAAUAUGAUCAUGUCAAGUAAACAGUUCAGAAUUCUCAACAACAAAAUUAAUUCUCUUCUACAAAUUCAACUUCGUUAUGUUGCCAAGGAGCUUCAUGAUCUGUUUGUGGAACAAGUGUCAAAAGUGAAAGAGUAUGUGGAUCUUAAGAUGGUUAAACUUAAGUCCGAGAUAGCUAAAGAGGUGGACAAGAUGGAGAAGAAUUAUAAUGUGUUGUAUAGAAUGGUUAAUAUUGUUUCCACUACUAUUAAAAAGCGGGUUGAAUUCAAUACUGACUAUUCGAUCAAGCUUGAAGAAAAAUCCGAGAAGGAUUCCCAAGUUUUCACAAAGCAGGAAGAAUUCUUAACCAGUAUCAAGGAAUCCAUUUCGAAAGCUGAUCUUUCGAAUCAAUCUUCUGUUUCUUAA
Molecule: messenger RNA, 546 nt
Organism: Lactuca saligna
Lineage: Eukaryota; Viridiplantae; Streptophyta; Magnoliopsida; Asterales; Asteraceae
Source: the annotation of a GenBank genome assembly